CGUUUUCGUAGACACCGUAACAUGUCCCAAAUCGGGCUGUUUUGUGGCUUGUUGUGCUGUUGGCUGGCGGCGGAGGCCAGAGUUUCGAGGCAGACCUGUCCAGAGGUCUGCGAUACCUCCACGUGUCCUCCCGCUCCCCGGAAUUGCUCCUUCGGGGAAGCCAAGGACUCGUGCGACUGCUGCAGUUUCUGCGCUGCGGGCGAAGGCGAUUUCUGCGGCGGUUGGGAUGACCACCACGGCAUCUGCGGGGAAUCCUUCCGGUGCCUCUACCCCAACGGGAACCGCAGGAAGGGGACCUGCGGUUGCGUGCACGGCGACCAGGUGUGCGGGAGCGACGGCCAAACCUACAAGAACAUCUGCACGUUGAAGGCGAUGAGCAAAAAGCAGCAGGAGGCAAAUAUUCCGCCCGUGAUUCUGAUCCAGAAGGGACCUUGUGAUUCAGAUCACCAGCAUCCAGACAGUAUGAGGUUCAAGUACAACUUCAUUGCAGACGUGGUGGACAAAAUAGCGCCGGCUGUGGUUCAUCUGGCACUUGUCAGGAGGGCAUCUUACUCGAACCGUGACGUCACAGUGGGCAGCGGCUCAGGUUUCAUCGUGUCCGAGGACGGUCUGAUCGUCACCAACGCCCACGUCCUCAACAACAAACAGAGGAUAAAAGUUGAGCUGAAAAACGGGGAAAAGUACGAAGCGAAGGUCAAAGACAUCGACCGGAAAUCAGACAUCGCACUGAUUAAAAUAAAAGCUAACAGUUCCCUCCCAGUCCUGCUGUUGGCUCGCUCGACGGACCUCAGACCCGGGGAGUUCGUGGUGGCUAUCGGAAGCCCAUUUUCUCUGCAAAACACGGUGACCACUGGAAUCGUCAGCACGACUGAGCGCGGAGGCAAGGAGCUGGGUCUGAAAGACUCAGACAUGGAUUACAUUCAGACCGACGCCAUUAUCAACUACGGAAAUUCAGGAGGUCCCCUCGUCAACCUGGACGGUGAAGUCAUUGGUAUUAAUACACUUAAAGUCACAGCGGGUAUAUCGUUUGCGAUCCCUGCAAAGAGAAUUCAACAGUUUCUUGCAGAAUCUUACGACCGGGAACUGAAAGGGAAAAGUUUACCACUGAAGAGAUACAUGGGAGUCCGGAUGUUGAAACUGACACCAAAUCUUUCACGUGAGCUGAAGGCACAUGACAAGCAUUUCCCUGAUGUCUCGGGAGGCGUCUAUAUAUUUGAAGUCAUGUCAGGAUCUCCUGCUCAAAGCGCCGGUUUAAAGGAUCGCGACGUGAUUAUCAGCAUUAACGGCAUUCCGAUCACAUCUUCCGAACAAGUCAGCGAGGCGGUUAAGAACAGCAAUUCCUUGUCGAUUGGCGUCCGCCGUAGCAAUGGGGUCCUGCUGAUUACCGUCGUUCCAGAGAAUCAAGUAAUAAAAGAUGCUGCCUGACCUGCUGAGGGUUCCCAGCGA
Messenger RNA from Callorhinchus milii (elephant shark), 1446 nucleotides. It is a transcript of the gene htra4, whose product is annotated as HtrA serine peptidase 4. Gene Ontology annotation, cellular component: extracellular region. Gene Ontology annotation, biological process: proteolysis; programmed cell death; positive regulation of apoptotic process. Lineage: Eukaryota; Metazoa; Chordata; Chondrichthyes; Chimaeriformes; Callorhinchidae. The transcript is spliced from 10 exons. The record is from RefSeq and is a predicted model, not a curated record. Gene Ontology annotation, molecular function: serine-type endopeptidase activity; protein binding. Bases 22 to 1425 code for a protein of 467 amino acids.